GCUUUUUUGGGUAGUUUUGCCGUAUUCUAUACACUUUGCUUUUGAACUGUUACUGUUACAUUCCAUUCAGUUGGUUAACAACAGCAGAGCAUAAGGAAACAAUUACAACAACAACAAGACAACCAUUGGCCUCUAGAUGGAGCAGCCCUCCACUAGCGCGGAAGCAGCAGCUGCCGCCGGCAUUGGGCCAGAUCCACGUCUGGAGCUGAUGGGCUCGUUUGUCAUCAAGUCAUUGAAACUGAAACCAGAGAAGUGGACACGUGUCAUCACCGUAGAGGAGCACAAGGGCAUAAUCAAGGAGUUUUUGGAGCGAAAUACGCCCGUUGUGCUCAUCAUCAUUCUCACGCCAGCAGCACAGUUGGUGCCUUCGACUACAUUUCCAUUGCUGCAGCUGAAAAGCAAAGGUGUCUACUUUAUAAAGCGUUAUGCAGAGCCCAUACCACGUGAGAACUGUGGACACUAUAUCAUCUUUGGUGACCUAGCCACACGCACAAUUGACCAGCUUUCAGCGCUGGUUGAGGAGGUGCUGGUGCCUUUGCUUUCGAAUGAGGACAAUUAUCGCAGUUGGCCAGUUAUGGUGGCGCAGGAUGUGCAGAAGCAUGUGCACAGUCUGAAAAGCACUGUGCAUCAGGUAAAGGGACAGGUGAGCGGCGAAACAAUACUCGCCAUGCCCGUAGGCGUUGAGAAGAUUGUCAAAGCAGCCAAGCAAUUGACCGAAACGCAGCACUGUCAAUUUGAUCUGUAUCUGAAGAGUGCCAUUGAGGGCGUUGUCAUCAAGUGGGCCACGCAGAUACACGAGGUCAUCAAGGAGAGUCCCACCAAUGCGUUUGCAAAUGGACAGAACCCCACGCCACAUACAGAGUUUACCUUUUGGAAUAAUCGGCUUAAGAAUCUAUCCUUUAUCUACGACCAAUUGCGGAAUGAACGCAUAAGAGCCAUGGCGCUUAUACUGGAGUAUUCAAUGAGUGCCUACCAUCCUUGCUUUCAGACGCUCUUCAAAAACGUUGUUACGGCACUUGCCGAGGCAAAGGAUAUAACACUUUAUUUGAACCCACUGAAGCGUCCGCUGCAACAACUCGAGGAAAUCGAUUUUGCCGAAUUCAAGCCCUUGCUCAUACCAUUCAUGCAUACUGUAUGCACGCUCUGGGGCAACUCCCGCUACUACUGUCAGUCGGCCAAAAUAACAGUUCUGUUGCAGGAGAUAUGCAAUUUGAUUAUACAUCAGGCGAAACGUUAUUUGGAUCCCUCAUCAAUAUUUCAUAGCGAUAUUGAUGAAGCUAUGCAGCGUCUUACUUUGUCUAUACAAAUAUUAAAGUUUUUUCGUGAGCUUUUCGAUUACUAUAAGGAACGGUUGGAAGGCUUUUUCACCGAACCAGAGGAGCGUCCGCCGAUUUUGUGGACUUUUCAUCCAAAUUCAGUUUUCAAGCGCUUUAAUGCCUUUCUUGAGCGUCUAACAACAAUACAGUGGUUCUUCUUUACUGUGAUUGAAUUUCUGAAAUUAGAGAAAGUCGAAAUCGGUGGAUUGCGUGGUCGCCAGCUCAGCACACGUAUUACAAAUGUCUAUGUGGAGUUUAAUCAAUAUUUUACGGCAUUUGCAUCAAAAAGCUAUGAUGUGCUGGAUCCAGACGACCAUGAGUUUGAUGAGGACUUUAAAGGUUUUCAAACUCGCAUACUCGAGCUGGAUAUGAAGCUGGCUGCCAUAUUGUGCCAGGCUUUCGAUGAUUGUCACAAUUUGGAAAGCGUUUUUAAGCUUAUAAGCAUAGUGGGCAGCGUGCUGGAUCGCCCGAAAAUAAAGGAGGAGUUUACGCAGCGCUAUGCUGAAAUAGUGCGAAUGCUAGAUGAUGAGAUGACUGUCUGCGAAAAUAUAUAUGUCAAGCAAAUGGAUCUCACACAGUUGGGCGAUAGCCUCUAUCCAGAUUACAACUGUCCGCCCAUUGCGGCAUUUAUACGCUGGUGCAAUCAACUGGAGUCACGCAUAACGUCGCCUGUCAAGCACUUCAAGGCCUUGCAACAUGAUGUAACCAAAUCAGAGAAAGCACUGGAAAUUGUGGAGCGCUAUGAGGUUUUAAUGGCUAAGUUGGGCGUGUGCAAAGCGCAGUUCUUUGAUGAGUGGUCCGCCCAACUGCAGGAACAAAUCGAAGUGGACUUGAAAAAGUCACUUAUAGCACGGGAUCAGCACAGUCAUUCGCUUAUAUUGAACUUCAGCUCUACAUUGUUUUCAAUACUGCGCGAGGUGCACUACCUGGAGCAAAUGAAAAUCGACGGUAUACCCGAAAUAGCAAUUGACUUUGCUGAGAAGAGUGAUGUGUUUCGUUCGUAUACCUUGAAUUUGGAGAAGACUAUUGAUUGGUAUAACAGCAUACAAGAGGGCAGCUCACCAGUGGAACUCAAGCUGAUUGAGCCAGAGAUUAAAAUGAUUGAUGAUCUUGUUAAAAUUGGCGUAGAUGAGCUUGUCUGGAAUUCUACAGAUAUUAUGAGUUACUUGGAUAAGCUGCGCAAGCCUGUGGCUGCGCUGCAGAAUCGUAUGCAUCAUACUCAAGAGAAUUUGCGACAAAUACGUAAAAUUAUGGAGGUCUGGGCCAAGCAGCCGCUGUUUGAACGACGUGACUGCAAAAAGGACUCAGUGCUUUGCAUAGACGAGCGUCCUGACCGCACGGCCAAGCGUUACGCUGAGAUACAAGCAGCAUCGGUGGAGAUACACAAACUGCUGCAGGACAACAUGGUGCAGUUUGAUAUGGUGGAACAGCAAAACGAUGCAGUUUGGCUAAGCUAUGUGGAUUUUGUGGAUAAUAUAGUGUAUGAAAAUAUAUUGCGCACUGUAGGCGUUAGCGUGGGCUAUUUAGCAGAGAACAUGGAUCCGGAUAAUAACUAUGCGCCGCUGUUUGAGUCGCGGCUGGAGCUGGUUGAGCCGAAUUUGGUGUUUGUGCCCUCGCUGGAACCGGAGGAUCCCAUGGGCUUUAAUAAUAUGCUUAUUGAGCUAAUGCGUGAUAUUAUGAAAAUGGGCUCGCUCAUCAAACGACUCAAGCCCAAUGAGAAGCGGCAUUAUGUGGAGCUAAUUAAGGAGAAUCAAGACAUUAUCGAUAUGCGCCGUGAAAUAUUAAACGGCGUAGAUUUGGUAAUGGAGGAGGCGUCACGAUUUUGUCGUCAAUUUGAGCGCUACUCGUACCUGUGGCUUGAUGAUCGUGAAGAGUGCAUGGAGUACUUCUUGGAGUACGGUCGCAUGCUAGAACCAGAUGAGAUUGAGCUGCUCCAAAUGAACGACCCAAACGGUCCGCCACCGCCAGAGCCUUGUCAGCCAACAAUUGAGGCGUUCAGAGAGCAAAUAGACAACUAUGAGUCGCUCUUCAACGAAAUUGAAGACAUACCAGCUUUUCAGGUGUUUAGUUCCUGGUUUCAAGUGGACGUUAGACCUUUUCGACAAGCGCUGCUCAACACCGUCUGCAAAUGGGGCAACAUGUUCAAGGAGCAUCUGGUGACAACUGUAACCUCCAGCCUCAUGGACUUGAGUCAUUUUAUACGCAAGGCAGACGAGGGUCUCUUGCAGACUGUCAAGGAGAAGGACUACGAGGGUCUAGUUAGCAUUAUGGCCUACUUGAUGCAGGUUAAGGAGCGCGCUGCUAACACGGAUGAAAUGUUUGAGCCCAUGCAGGAGACUAUACAGCUGCUCAAAUACUAUGAUAUGGACAUACCCGAGGAGGUCAACGUGCUGCUGCAGGAGCUGCCCGAACAGUGGGCCAAUACCAAGAAAAUUGCCAGCACAGUGAAGCAACAAGUGUCGCCCUUGCAGGCCACCGAAGUUGUUAGCAUACGUAAUAAGAUAACUCUAUUCGAAGCGCAUAUACAAUUAUUCCGUGAGGUAUUCAAGCAGUAUGACUUCUUUCGUUUUGACUGCUAUAAGCCUUAUCUGUUGAUGGAUCGCAUUAACGAUGAUAUGUAUCUGUGUGAGCGUGAAAUGGGCGAAAUACAAAAGUCGGGCAGUCUGUUCGAGGUUAAUAUACCUGAGUUUAAGGUGCUUAAGCAAUGCCGCAAAGAGCUGCGCAUGCUCAAGCAACUUUGGGACUAUGUAAAUAUUGUGCAGACCAGCAUAGAGGAUUGGAAGACCACGCCCUGGCGAAAAGUGGAUGUGGAAAAUAUGGAUAUUGAGUGCAAAAAGUUUGCGAAGGAUAUACGCUUGCUGGAUAAGGAAAUGCGAGUUUGGGAUACGUUUGUUAAUCUCGAGUCCACUGUGAAAAAUAUGCUCACCUCGCUGCGCGCCGUGGGAGAGCUGCAGAAUCCAGCCAUACGAGAGCGACACUGGAAUCAGCUAAUGAACUCAACAAAGAGCCUGGCUGCACUGCCCAAGGAAGUAACCGUGAAAUUUAUUAUGGACCAUGAGACUACGUUAGCCGAGCUUCUGGGCUUGAAUCUGCACGAAUGCGAGGAGGAGGUGAAGAAUAUUGUGGAUAAGGCCGUCAAGGAAAUGUCUAUGGAGAAAAUAUUGCGUGACCUAAACUCGACUUGGUCAGGCAUGGAGUUCGACCAUGAGCUGCAUCCACGCACUGGCUGCAAGCUCCUUAAGGCAUCGGAAGAACUCAUAGAGACGCUUGAAGAGAAUCAGGUGUGCCUACAAAAUUUGAUUACAUCCAAGUACAUCGCCCAUUUCCUUGAAGAAGUGUCAACUUGGCAAAAUAAAUUAAUGAUUGCCGAUCAAGUGAUAACCCUUUGGUUUGAGGUGCAACGCACUUGGACCCAUCUUGAGAGUAUUUUCAUGAGUUCAGAAGACAUAAGAAAACAGCUGCCCGUCGACUCAGUUCGUUUCGAUAAUAUUGAUGCCGAAUUUCGCAUACUCAUGGAUGAGAUGUCUGUCUCAUCGAAUGUGGUAGCAUCAACCAAUCGAGCUGGACUGAUCGAACGUCUGGAGCAUUUGCAAAAGGAGCUAACGCUGUGCGAAAAGGCUCUGGCAGAAUAUUUGGAAACAAAACGUUUGGCUUUUCCUCGCUUCUAUUUCGUCUCAUCGGCGGAUCUUCUUGAUGUGCUCAGCAAUGGCAUUCAGCCGGAGAUGGUUACCAAGCAUCUGACUAAGCUAUUCGAUUCAAUAGCACGCCUCAAAUUCAAUCGCGACGAGGCCAAUGAAAUAGACACGGCGUCCGGCAUGUAUGCCAAGGACGGUGAAUAUGUGGAAUUCAAUGAGCUGGCCAGCAUACGCGGUCCAGUCGAAGUCUGGCUGAAUCGCAUACAGGCGGCAAUGCGGGCCAGUCUGCGUCACUAUGUCACCGAAGCUGUUGUCGCCUAUGAGGAAAAGCAGCGUGAACAAUGGUUGUUCGACUAUCCUGCACAGGUAUCGCUAUGCGGCUCACAGAUCUGGUGGUCCACAGAGGUAAACAUAGCGUUUAGCCGCUUAGAGGAGGGCUACGAUAAUGCUAUCAAGGAUUAUUACAAGAAACAAAUAUCACAACUCAGUUUACUCAUAACACUACUGCUCGGCGAGCUGACCAAGGGGGAUCGUCAGAAAAUAAUGACGAUAUGCACAAUUGAUGUGCACUCGAGAGAUGUAGUCGCUAAGAUGAUUCAGGCCAAAUUGGAUUCAGGUUCGGCUUUUAUGUGGCAAUCGCAGUUGAGGCAUCGAUUUGAUGAUGUUGAAAAAGAUUGCUUUGCCAAUAUUUGCGACGCUGAGUUCCAGUAUUGUCACGAAUACUUAGGCAAUACCCCACGCCUGGUCAUAACGCCGCUCACAGAUCGCUGUUACAUAACACUUACACAGAGCUUACACUUGGUAAUGGGUGGCGGUCCGGCUGGGCCGGCGGGCACGGGCAAAACCGAAACAACUAAAGAUUUAGGCCGUGCGAUUGGCAUCAUGGUCUAUGUAUUCAACUGCUCCGAGCAAAUGGAUUAUCAGUCUUGCGGCAACAUAUACAAGGGACUAGCCCAAACGGGCGCGUGGGGCUGUUUCGAUGAAUUUAAUCGCAUCACAGUCGAGGUGCUGUCUGUGGUGGCGGUGCAGGUGAAGUCCGUGCAGGAUGCUAUACGCGAUAAAAAGGACAAAUUCAAUUUUAUGGGCGAAAUCAUUACCUGUGUGCCCACUGUGGGCGUAUUUAUUACCAUGAAUCCAGGCUAUGCCGGCCGUACAGAGCUGCCGGAGAACUUAAAGGCGCUCUUUCGACCCUGCGCCAUGGUGGUGCCUGAUUUCGAGCUCAUCUGCGAGAUUAUGCUGGUUGCCGAAGGCUUUCAGGAUGCGCGCGUCUUGGCGCGCAAGUUCAUCACGCUCUACACACUGUGCAAGGAGUUGCUGUCCAAGCAGGAUCAUUAUGACUGGGGCUUGCGUGCUAUUAAAUCUGUGCUGGUCGUGGCCGGCUCCCUAAAGCGCGGCGAUCCUGGUCGACCCGAGGAGGAGGUGUUGAUGCGCGCCCUGCGUGACUUUAAUAUACCGAAAAUCAUUACAGAUGAUAUGCCCGUGUUCAUGGGGCUCAUCAGCGAUCUAUUUCCCGCUUUGGAUGUGCCUCGCAAACGUGAUCAGGACUUUGAACGCACCGUAAAACAAGCUGCCUCCGAUUUGCUACUACAACCAGAAGAUAAUUUUAUAUUGAAAGUAGUGCAACUGGAGGAACUGUUGGAGGUACGUCAUUCUGUAUUCAUUGUUGGCAAUGCUGGCACUGGCAAAACACAAGUGUGGAAAACGCUGCUGCGCACCUAUCAGAACAUUAAACGGAAGCCCAUAUUCAAUGACUUGAAUCCAAAAGCGGUGACCAAUGAUGAACUUUUCGGCAUUAUCAACCCGGCGACGCGCGAGUGGAAGGACGGACUGUUCUCAGUGCUGAUGAGAGACCAAGCCAACAUAACAGUUGAUCAGCCCAAGUGGAUUGUGCUCGAUGGCGAUAUCGAUCCCAUGUGGAUUGAAAGUUUAAAUACUGUAAUGGAUGAUAACAAAGUCUUAACUUUGGCCAGUAAUGAGCGCAUUGCGCUGACACCUUCGAUGCGUUUGCUUUUUGAGAUCUCUAACCUGAGAACAGCAACGCCGGCAACCGUCUCCAGAGCCGGCAUACUCUAUAUAAAUCCCCAGGACUUGGGUUGGAAUCCCUAUGUGACUAGUUGGGUUGAAACGCGUAAAAUUCCAGCCGAAAAGUCCAAUUUGGUCAUGUUAUUCGAUAAGUACAUACCACCAUCAUUGGAGACGAUACGCGUGCGCUUUAAAAAGAUCACGCCAGUCGCUGAAAUGGCCCACAUACAAAUGCUGUGCCAUCUACUAAACUGUUUUCUAAUACCAGCGAACACACCAGCCGAUUGCCCAAAGGAAUGGCACGAGCUCUACUUUGUGUUUGCCUGUAUUUGGGCGUUCGGUUCGGCCAUGUUCCAGGAUCAAGCCAUUGAUUAUCGUGUGGAGUUCAGCAAAUGGUGGGUAAAUGAGUUCAAAACUGUUAAGUUCCCAUCGGGCGGAACAGUUUUCGAUUAUUUUUUGGAUAGCGAGACAAAAACAUUUUUACCAUGGACAGAGAAAAUACCCAAGUUUGAAUUGGAUUCGGAUUUGCCGCUGCAAGCUGUGCUCGUGCACACCUCCGAGUCAAUAAGGUUGCGUUACUUUCUGGAUCUACUUAUGGAUAAGAAGCACCCGGUGAUGCUAGUGGGCAAUGCCGGCUGCGGCAAGACCGUCUUGGUCAACGAGAAGCUUCAAUCGCUUUCUGAGAAUUACGCUGUCACCACAAUACCAUUCAAUUUCUAUACCACGUCCGAGAUGUUGCAAAAGAUACUCGAGAAGCCGCUGGAGAAGAAAGCGGGUCGCAACUACGGACCGCCCGGGAACAAGACCUUGAUCUACUUUGUUGACGACAUCAACAUGCCCGAGGUGGAUUGCUAUGGGACCGUGCAGCCGCACACGCUAAUGCGUCAGCAUCUCGACUAUGGCCACUGGUAUGAUAGGAAUAAGCUAACGCUCAAGGAUAUACACAAUUGCCAAUAUGUGGCUUGUAUGAAUCCCACCUCGGGCAGCUUCACCAUUAAUCCGCGUCUGCAGCGACACUUUUGCGUGCUGGCUGUCAGUUUUCCAGGCACAGAUUCCAUCACAGUCAUGUACUCAGCCAUCUUGGCCCAACAUUUUGCCAAUGCUGAGCAAAAAUUCAUGCCGAUCGUGACACGCAUGACGCCGAACAUUGUGGCAGCCACAAUUGCGUUGCACAACAAGUGCUUGCAAGUAUUUCUGCCCACGGCCAUCAAGUCGCAUUACAUCUUUAACCUACGCGACAUCAGCAAUGUUUUUCAAGGUCUACUAUUCAGUUCUACGGACUGCUUGACGAGCUCAACAGAUCUUAUACGUUUGUGGCAACAUGAGACACAGCGCGUGUACUCCGAUAAGCUAACUGAUGACAAAGACAUCGAUAGCUUUACCAAAAUGCAGCAUGACAUUGUCAAGAAGUCGUUCGAAGAAAUUGACGAAUCCGUUAUAUUCGACAAGCCGAAUAUUUACUGUCAUUUCGCUGGAGGAAUUGGUGAUCCUAAGUACAUGCCUAUCAAGGGUUGGCCUGAGCUUCACAAACUCCUUCAGGAAGCAAUGUCAUCGUAUAAUGAUCUAGUCGCUGCCAUGAAUCUGGUGUUAUUCGAAGAUGCGAUGAUGCAUGUCUGCAGAAUCAAUCGCAUAUUAGAAUCGCCGCGUGGCAGCGCAUUAUUGGUUGGUGUUGGUGGCAGUGGCAAACAAUCUCUAGCGCGCUUGGCAGCAUUCAUAUCCAGCUUGGAGGUCGUGCAAAUACAGCUUAAGAAGGGCUACGGUGUCAAUGACUUAAAGAAUGAAUUCUCCGGCUUGUAUUUAAAGGCCGGUUUGAAAAAUGUUAGCAUCAUGUUCCUUAUGACGGAUGCCCAAAUUCCCAGUGAGGAUUUUCUUGUCUUAAUAAACGACUUGUUAGCCACUGGCGAGAUUCCAGAUCUGUUUCCGGACGACGAGAUUGAGAACAUAAUAUCAGGCGUGCGAAAUGAGGUCAAAGGUGCGGGACUGGUUGAUACGCGAGAGAACUGCUGGAAAUUCUUCAUCGAUCGUGUACGCAAGCAACUAAAAAUAGUUCUGUGUUUUUCACCAGUGGGUUCAACAUUGCGUGUUCGGUCGAGAAAAUUCCCCGCCAUCAUCAAUGCAACAUCCAUCAAUUGGUUCCACGAAUGGCCUCAGGAGGCACUCAUAUCGGUUGCCAUGAACUUCUUGGCACAGAACAAAGUGCUGCCAGAGAAUCAUCGCGAUUCUGUGGCCAAGUUUAUGGCCUAUGUGCACACGUCUGUCAAUACGACUUCCAAAGUUUAUUUACAGAACGAGCGUCGUUACAACUAUACCACACCCAAGAGUUAUCUAGAACAAAUCAAUUUGUAUAUCAAAUUGCUCAAUCACAAACACGAGGACUUGCAGAGCAAGAUCGAGCGUCUGGAAAACGGUCUGGAGAAGCUGCGCUCCACAGCAGUGCAGGUGGCCGAUCUCAAAGUCAAACUGGCCGUCCAAGAGGUGGAGCUCAAAGAGAAAAACGAUGCAGCCGACGCGCUUAUCGAAAUCGUAGGCAUCGAAACAGAGAAAGUGCAAAACGAGAAAGCCUUUGCCGAUGAGGAGGAAAUGAAGGUAGCCCUCAUAGCAGACGAAGUGAGCAAGAAACAACGCGACUGCGAAGAAGAUUUGCUUAAAGCUGAGCCAGCGCUAACAGCUGCACAGGAAGCGCUCAAUACGCUCAACAAAGCCAAUCUAACUGAGCUCAAGAGCUUUGGCUCGCCGCCUGGAGCAGUCACCAAUGUCACAGCCGCUGUUAUGGUGCUGCUAGCGCCUGGUGGCAAGCUGCCCAAGGAUCGCUCAUGGAAAGCAGCAAAAAUUUCAAUGGCCAAGGUGGAUGGUUUCCUGGAUGCGCUUAUAAAUUACGACAAGGAAAAUAUACAUCCCGAAAUUAUUAAAGCCAUACAGCCGUAUCUUAAAGAUCCCGAAUUUGAGCCCGAGUUUGUGCGCUCCAAGUCAGGCGCAGCCGCUGGGCUGUGUGCCUGGGUCAUCAACAUCAUUAAGUUCUAUGAGGUGUAUUGUGAUGUAGAGCCAAAGCGUAAAGCGCUGGCCGCAGCCAAUGCGGAGUUGGCAGCUGCUCAGGAUAAGCUUGCAGGCAUCAAACGCAAAGUUGCGAGUCUGGAGGAGCAGCUGGCCAAGCUGACGGCUGAUUUUGAAAAAGCUAUUGCGGAUAAAUUGCGUUGUCAACAGGAGGCAGAUGCUACACAAGCUACUAUUGCACUAGCUAAUCGUCUAGUGGGUGGCUUAGCCAGCGAAAAUGUGCGCUGGGCUGAGGCAGUAAACAACUUUGUCAAACAGGGCAUUACCUUACCCGGCGAUAUAUUGCUUAUUACUGCAUUCAUUUCGUAUGUCGGCUGCUUUACCAAGGGCUUCCGUCGUGACUUGCUGCAAAAAAUGUGGACGCCUUUUCUUAAGAGCAUCGAUCCACCUAUACCAACAACUGAGAAUCUUGAUCCACUUACACUGCUUACCGAUGAUACCACCAUUGCCAUAUGGACAAAUGAGGGUUUGCCCAGCGAUCGCAUGUCCAUUGAGAAUGCUACAAUUCUAUCGAAUUCGGAUCGUUGGCCACUCAUGAUUGAUCCGCAAUUGCAAGGCGUUAAAUGGAUUAAGCAAAAGUAUGGCGAAGAGCUUAAGGUCAUACGAUUGGGCCAACGCAACUACUUGGACAUUAUUGAGAAAUCUAUAAACUUGGGAAUUACAGUGCUCAUUGAGAAUAUUGAUGAGAACUUGGACCCUGUUUUGGACUCUUUGCUUGGACGUAAUCUUAUUAAGAAGGGCAAAGCCAUUAAAAUCGGCGACAAGGAAAUCGAGUACAAUUCCACUUUCCGUUUAAUCUUGCACACUAAAUUAGCUAAUCCUCACUACAAGCCAGAGAUGCAGGCACAAACAACACUUAUCAAUUUCACAGUAACACGCGAUGGCUUAGAAGAUCAAUUGCUCGCCGAAGUAGUAAAGGCUGAAAGGCCCGAUCUGGAGGACUUAAAGGCUGAGCUGACCAAGCAGCAGAAUGAUUUUAAAAUUAUGCUAAAAAAACUGGAGGACGAUUUGCUAUCACGUCUUUCAUCAGCGGGUGAGAAUAUUUUAGGUGACACAGCACUGGUUGAGAAUCUAGAGACCACCAAGAGCACGGCUUCGGAAAUCGAGGAAAAGGUGGCAGAGGCUAAGAUUACGUCUAAGGAAAUAGACAAGGCACGCGAAUAUUAUAGACCCGCAGCGGCUAGAGCUAGCUUGCUGUAUUUUAUACUUAACGAACUGAACACUAUAAAUCCUAUAUAUCAGUUUUCACUUAAGGCGUUUAGUGUAGUGUUCCAAAAGGCCAUAGCCAAGGCUGAACCGGGCGAAACCUUGGAUUUGCGUGUUACAAAUCUGAUCGAUUGCAUAACGUAUUCGGUCUUUCAGUAUACUUCGCGUGGUCUUUUUGAAUGCGACAAGCUCAUCUUCGCCUCGCAAAUGACAUUUCAGAUACUGCUGAUGAACGAGGAGGUCACAUCUGCGGAACUGGACUUCCUACUCCGCUUCCCGAUAAAGCCACAUGUGACAAGUCCUGUGGAUUUUUUGAGUAAUCAAUCGUGGGGCGGAAUUUGCAGUCUAGCGUCCAAGGAUGAGUUUCGUAAUCUGGACCGGGACAUUGAAACCUCAUCAAAGCGCUGGAAGAAACUCGUGGAAUCGGAGCUACCGGAGAAGGAGAAAUUCCCACAGGAAUGGAAAAAUAAAACAGCGCUGCAACGGCUCUGCAUGAUCAGAGCAUUGAGACCUGAUCGCAUGACCUAUGCUCUAGCUGAUUUUAUUGAAGAGAAACUGGGCUCGAAAUAUGUAGAAAGUCGCGCCAUGGAGUUUGCCAAGUCAUACGAGGAAGCCAGUCCAUCUACGCCUAUUUUCUUUAUACUCUCACCUGGCGUUAAUCCCUUGAAAGAUGUUGAGGCUUUGGGCAAGCAACUGAACUUUACCAUGGAUUUGGGCAAUUUUCAUAAUGUGUCCUUGGGCCAGGGGCAGGAAUCAAUUGCUGAGGCUGCAAUGGAUACAGCAGCCAAAAAUGGACACUGGGUAGUGCUGCAAAAUAUACAUUUGGUGCGCAAGUGGCUGCCAAUGCUGGAGAAGAAGCUGGAGCUCUAUGCAGAUGGCUCACAUCCAGAGUACAGAAUGUUUUUGAGCGCGGAGCCUGCCUCAACGCCUUCGGCACAUAUAAUACCACAGGGCAUUUUGGAGUCGUCAAUUAAGAUUACCAAUGAGCCGCCAACAGGCAUGCUGGCCAAUCUACACAAGGCAUUGGACAACUUUACACAGGAAACUCUUGAAAUGUCCGGCAAGGAGGCAGAGUUCAAGGCUAUACUUUUCUCUCUGUGCUACUUUCAUGCUGUAGUUGCUGAGCGUCGCAAAUUUGGACCGCAGGGUUGGAACAAGAUUUAUCCAUUCAAUGUUGGCGACUUGAACAUCAGUGUAUCGGUGCUGUACAACUAUUUGGAGGCAAACGCCAAGGUGCCUUGGGAGGAUUUGCGUUAUCUAUUUGGCGAAAUCAUGUACGGCGGACAUAUAACAGACGAUUGGGACAGACGCCUGUGCAUUACGUAUUUGGAGGAGUAUAUGCAGCCAGAUUUAGUUGAUGGUGAACUGUUUCUGGCGCCUGCGUUUGCUGCACCACCAAACACCGACUAUCUGGGCUACCACACCUAUGUGGACGAAAUGAUGCCAGCCGAGUCUCCUUACCUAUAUGGACUGCAUCCGAAUGCUGAAGUUGGCUUUCUGACCACGCGAGCGGAGAACAUUUUCCGCACUGUGUUUGAAAUGCAGCCACGCGAUGCUGGCUCCGGUGGCGGUGCUACAGUCACCAGAGAGGACAAGGUCAAGCAAAUUGUUGAUGAGAUAAUUGAAAAGCUGCCAGAGGAAUUCAAUAUGGUGGAGAUUAUGAACAAAGUGGAGGAGCGCACACCUUAUGUGAUUGUAGCCUUCCAGGAAUGCGAGCGCAUGAAUUUCUUGACCAGCGAAAUGAAACGCAGCUUGAAGGAGCUGGACCUGGGCUUAAAGGGCGAGCUGACUAUAACCUCAGAUAUGGAGGUGCUGGAGAACUCAUUAUUUUUGGAUCAAGUGCCGCCCAUUUGGACGCAACGUGCCUAUCCCUCGCUACUGGGGCUCAACAAUUGGUUCAUCGAUUUAUGCCUGCGUUUGCGCGAGCUUGAAACUUGGUCCACCGAUUUUGUGCUGCCCUCCUGCGUCUGGCUGGCGGGCUUCUUUAAUCCCCAGUCGUUGUUGACAGCCAUCAUGCAGAGCACGGCGAGACGCAACGAGCUGCCGCUGGACAAGAUGUGCCUGCAAUGUGACGUGACUAAGAAGCAGAAGGAGGAAUUUACUACGGCACCGCGGGACGGCUGCUGUGUGCAUGGCAUCUAUAUGGAGGGCGCCAGAUGGGAUAUACAGCAGGGUAUUAUUAUGGAAUCACGUCUGAAAGAACUUUAUCCAUCAAUGCCAGUGAUCAACAUUCGCGCCAUUACGCAGGACAAGCAAGAUCUGCGCAAUAUGUACGAGUGUCCAGUAUAUAAGACGCGCACACGUGGUCCAACCUAUGUAUGGACUUUCAAUCUGAAGACCAAGGAUAAGCCAGGCAAAUGGACUUUGGCUGGCGUUGCGCUCUUGCUGCAAACUUAGAACAAUUCUUUAUUUAGAAACUUAAUCGUAGCAUUUAAUUCUUGUUAGUUAAUAUUUUAGCGGAAAAUUC
Drosophila busckii is the source of this 13697-nucleotide messenger RNA. RefSeq names its product dynein beta chain, ciliary (gene Dhc93AB). The record is from RefSeq and is a predicted model, not a curated record. NCBI's taxonomy places the organism in Eukaryota, Metazoa, Arthropoda, Insecta, Diptera, Drosophilidae. The coding region runs from base 137 to 13627 and encodes 4496 amino acids. Gene Ontology annotation, cellular component: dynein complex. Gene Ontology annotation, biological process: microtubule-based movement. Gene Ontology annotation, molecular function: ATP binding; dynein light intermediate chain binding; dynein intermediate chain binding. The transcript is spliced from 29 exons.